AUGAGCGAGCGGGACGAGAACCCGCGGAGCGGCGGCUGCGACGCCCUGUUUUCGCCCCCGAGAGCCCCCGGCCGCGCGUCCGUGCUGCUGCAGGUGUCGGAGAAGGAGAACCUGCCGCCCCGGAGCGCGGCCCAGGCCGCCAAGGUGACCUUCCAGACGCCCCUGCGGGACCCGCAGAUGCGCAGGCUCCUGAGUCCCCGCCGCCGGGAGGCCCGCCCGGGCCUGGACAGCGCUGAGCGUCCCCGGGACAGCACGGCAGGCCCCGAGGCCCAAGCGCACAGCCCACAGCUCCCCGAGGAAGCAGAACCUGGCCUGGCCCCUGGCCCUCAGGACGGAGCGGUGCCAGCGGGAGCUGCAACCUCAGACUCUGAGCCUGGCUGUGGCGACCCUGCCUGCGCCCCCUCGGUGGGCCCACCGCCCCCCAGCCCUCCGCAGAGCCCAGUCAGCGUGGACCUUCCAGUGACAGCUCCAGCCCCGACCUCUGGGGAGAGUGUGCUCCCACCUGCAGAACCCCCCAAGAGCAGCCUGGAGGGGUCCAAGGCCUCUGAAGACUUGCCCAGCCAGCAGGUGUUGGCAGCCGCCACAGGAAGCAUCCCAGGCCUUGCAUCCGCCGAACAGGCCCCAGAACAGAUUGCAGGAGCCCAGAACCAGCGGAUGCCCCUAAGGGUUCCGGAUGCCUCUGCUCCCCUCAGCCAUCAGGACAGUGAACUGGAGCCCCCAACCUGGGAUCCAAAGGAUGAGCUCUUCCGAGACCCAGCUGAGGUUUUAGGCACGUGUGUGGAAGUGGACUACCUGGAGCAGUUCGGGGCAUCUUCGUUCAAGGAGUCGAGCCUGCGGAAGCAGUCACUGUUCCUCAAGUUUGACCCACUGUUGAAGGAGAGCCCUGUGCGCCCUGCACCCUCCGAUCCCCAGGCCAGUGCUCAGGAGGCACCCGUACCCAUGGCCACCCCCCAACCCAAGUGCCCAUCUGAGGCACAGCUGCUGACAUUUGACUUACUAGGAGCCCUGGAUGUGCCCGUGCCCAAGCUGCCCCCACGCGUGCCCUGCAGACCCAUCAUGGACAAGCUGCAGUGUAGCCAGAAAGACAUGGAUGCUAUGGUGGAAGCUGCCUGGAAGGAGAAGCUGGAGGCAAAGGUUCUGGAGAUGGGGAUGAUCAUGAACGAGUUUGAGAGCAUAGCGUACCAUGCCCUGGAGGAGGCUGAGAAACAGGAGGAGCUAUCCAGAGUGGAGAGCCAAAAGGCGGAACAGCUGGCCACCAACCUGAAUGCCAUGAAGAAAUCCCUCUUCGACUUGCUGAAGAAUGAGGAGUCCCUGAAAAAGAGCUUGGAGCACUGCAUGGCGCACCUGGACAGGGAGAGACAGCGCUACCAGGCACUGAAGGCACAUGCUGAAGAGAAGCUCAGGCUGGCCAACAAUGAGCUCGCAAGAGUGAACAACGAUGCCUGCGCCACCAAAGCCAGUCUGCAGGCAGAGCAGAUACGCACACAGGCACUAGAGAAGGCCCUGGAGCAGAAGGCCCUCGAAAAUGAGAAAUUGACUGUGCUUGUCUCCAGGACAUCGGUCUGA
This is a messenger RNA of Suncus etruscus (white-toothed pygmy shrew), 1566 nucleotides long. It is a transcript of the gene TACC3, whose product is annotated as transforming acidic coiled-coil containing protein 3. Gene Ontology annotation, biological process: cell population proliferation; cerebral cortex development; mitotic spindle organization. The transcript has 15 exons. Gene Ontology annotation, cellular component: cytoplasm. Bases 1 to 1566 code for a protein of 521 amino acids. NCBI's taxonomy places the organism in Eukaryota, Metazoa, Chordata, Mammalia, Eulipotyphla, Soricidae. The record is from RefSeq and is a predicted model, not a curated record.